This is a messenger RNA of Nyctereutes procyonoides (raccoon dog), 2992 nucleotides long. It is a transcript of the gene RDH5, whose product is annotated as retinol dehydrogenase 5. Gene Ontology annotation, molecular function: oxidoreductase activity. The transcript is spliced from 4 exons. The coding region runs from base 1186 to 2205 and encodes 339 amino acids. Lineage: Eukaryota; Metazoa; Chordata; Mammalia; Carnivora; Canidae. The record is from RefSeq and is a predicted model, not a curated record.
AGGUGCAUGCUGGGUAGGCAGAGGGUGGAAGUUUCCCACACCUCCCCAGAGAAGGUCAGUGGGCCCUGCCCCAAGCUUCCUAACUCAGGACUUCAGUUUCCUGCAGAGCAGAAACAUGACAGGAGGCAGGCGUGGUCCUGGCUCUGGCUCUCUGCCGCUCCACGUGCUCGUGCCCUCUCCCGGCCUGGUCCUAAGCAGUGUCAUGAGUCCGGACCAGGUUGGAGGUUAAUUCUUGGGCAUGGGGGCACUUUGGGGCUUGGAAGGAGGAGUGACUGGGCCAAGGUCACCAACAGAGGGGGCACCCAUCGUCCUUGACGUAUCCCUCCUCCUGGUAGUCCAUGACAGAAGCAGUCGGGCACCCGACUAGAAGAGACAGCCAGGAAGGGGGCCUGGGCACGCCUGGCCUGCACCAAGCCUGGGCUUCAGCUGCCAGGCUCCAGCUUCCCUGGCUCCUCCUCCCAGGCCCCCCCCCCCACACAUACACUUAAUACUUCUGGGACCCAGGCCACCCGCUGUGGACUUUGGCAUUAGCUGUAGCUAGCGUGGAAGCCCGGAAAGACUGGGAGCAAAGUCUGUCAACGAAGCAAAAGAAGAAGCUUCAGGCACCAUCCUGCCUGCUAGCUCUCCUCGGGAGGUAAGCAGGACACUGGGAGCCGGGGGCUCUGAGGGGGCUCUCCUGGGAUCACACCGAUUGAUAAUUCAAAGCCGUAAGCUCUUCAUGUGCUUCCUCACACGCUCUCCCCUUGACCCUGCACAGCUCCUAGGGGGGCCAUGGUGGGUGUCAGCCCCGCCGCUAGAAUAGAAAACAGGUUGAGACAUGCAGUGAGAUACUCAGCAUCACGCAGUAAGUUUGGAGCCAACAGGACUAAGGUGCAGGGCUCUUUGCCCUGUACGUGUUUCCAAAGAGAAGGCCCGGUUUACAUUUAGAGUCUAGAUGCCUCUGGCUUACCAGGGAGGGGAGACAGCAAACCAGGUUCCUCUGCUCCUGUGCAGCACGUCUGCACACAGGCCUUGGUGACUCUGGCUUUAGUUAAGGUCGCCACACACUCGGGGUCUGCCUAGAGCUGAGCUUUGCUUAGGUGAGACAUCGUUUGCCGGUUACCUACCAGGCAGGUAAUUUCUCAGUCUGCUCAGAUCAUACCUCCAGCUGGGGAGGCUGUUAGGGGCAAGGAGUUAAGAGCCAGCAUGAACUACACAAGUCUUCCUGCCCAGCCUCGGCUGCCACCUGCAGGUCACUCGGGCUCUGCCAUGUGGCUGCCUCUGCUGCUGGGAGUCUUGCUCUGGGCAGUGCUGUGGUGGCUCAGGGACCAGCAGAGCCUGCCUGCCAGCGAUGCUUUCGUCUUCAUCACCGGCUGUGACUCGGGCUUCGGGCGGCUUCUGGCACUGAGACUGGACCAGAGAGGCUUCCGAGUCCUGGCCAGCUGCCUGACCCCCGCGGGGGCAGAGGACCUACAGCAGGUGGCCUCCUCCCGCCUCCACACCACCCUGCUUGAUGUCACUGAGCCCCAAAGUGUCCAGCGGGCAGCCAAGUGGGUGGAAACACAUGUCGGGGAAGCAGGGCUUUUUGGUCUGGUGAAUAACGCUGGUGUGGCAGGGAUCAUUGGGCCCACCCCGUGGCUCACAGAGGAUGAUUUCCAUCGGGUGCUUAAAGUGAAUACACUGGGUCCCAUCAGGGUCACCCUUGCCCUGCUGCCCCUCCUACAGCAGGCCCGGGGCCGAGUGGUCAACAUCAGCAGUGUCCUGGGCCGCCUGGCAGCCAAUGGUGGUGGCUACUGUGUCUCCAAGUUUGGCCUGGAGGCCUUCUCUGAUAGCCUCAGGCGGGAUGUGGCUCAUUUUGGGGUCCAAGUCUCCAUCGUGGAGCCUGGCUUCUUCCGAACCCCUGUGACAAACCUGGAGCAUUUGGAGAACUCGCUGCAGGAGUGCUGGGCACGGCUACCUCCCAGCACACAGGCCCACUAUGGGGAGGCCUUUCUUCCCAAGUACUUGCAAGUGCAGCAGCACAUCAUGAGCCUGAUCUGUGACCCAGACCUGACCAAGGUGAGCAGGUGCCUGGAACAUGCCCUGACUGCUCGUUACCCCAGAACCCGGUACAGCCCAGGCUGGGAUGCCAAGCUGCUCUGGCUGCCAGCCUCCUACCUGCCAGCCAGCCUGGUGGAUGUUGUGCUCACCUGGGUCCUUCCCAAGCCUGCCCAGGCAGUCUACUGAAUCCAGCUGUCCAGCAAGAGAUUGUUUUCUGUCCCCACCCUGGUACUGCCUGGUGGCCCGCACAAAAUAAGCACUCAAUAAAUGUGUAUUGUUAAAAAAAGAAAACACCGUAGGUGGACAGAAAUGAAGUUGCCUGGUGAGAGACUGGCCCCAUUUGAGAGCUAUCCCUUAGGCUGACUUCCUGCCCAGGGUCUCUGGCCCGUUUAGUACGUGCAAAACAACCAGCAACCACUGAGCAUCUGCCCUCCCCUCCCCUCUGACCGCCUGUCUGCAGGCGCUCUUUGUAGCUACACCUGGAAGAAUGGCCAUCAGAGGGCACUGGUGGACGUUUCACUUCCUUUCAGUUCACUGUUGGGAGUGCCGGUGGCCUUACCUGUUUUUCUUGGGAGGGAGGGAAGGUGGUAAAGUGGGGUCAGGGCAAGGCUGGGUGGUUUCCAUGGGGGAAAAACAAAAGGCAAUACCCACUUAAAUUAUCCUUGUGUUUUUUUUUUGUUUGUUUGUUUGUUUUUUAAGAUUUGAGAGGGAGUCCAAGGAGCAGGGGAUGGGCAGAGGGAGAGAAAACUCAAGCCGACUCCCCACUGAGUGAGGAGCCCAACAUGGGGCUCAGUCAGAUAACCCUGAGAUCCUGACCUGAGUCAAAGUUAAGAGUUGGAAGCUCAGGGGAUCCCUGGGUGGCUCAGCCGUUUAGCACCUGCCUUUGGCCCAGGGUCUAAUCCUGGAGUCCCGCAUCAGGCUCCCCACAUGGAGCCUGCUUCUUUCUCUCUCUGCCCUUCUGUCUCUGUGUGUC